Saccoglossus kowalevskii is the source of this 506-nucleotide messenger RNA. RefSeq lists its product as uncharacterized. The record is from RefSeq and is a predicted model, not a curated record. Gene Ontology annotation, biological process: mitochondrial protein catabolic process; mitophagy by internal vacuole formation. Gene Ontology annotation, cellular component: mitochondrial outer membrane. Lineage: Eukaryota; Metazoa; Hemichordata; Enteropneusta; Harrimaniidae.
UCUCCCAGCCUGUAAUGUUUGUUAAGUUUAAAAUUAAGCCAGGUAAUGAGAAUAUGGUUGACUGUGAUGGGAUGAUAAAUACAGGACUGAAGCGCACAGCACAUAACUGUGAUAUUUCACCAAUUGUUGAGAGUACUACAGACUGUGUUAUAACAUUCGCUAAAGACAAGAAGUUAGAUGUCGGAAAAUAUAUUGUGAAUGAACUCAAGGAGUACAUUUCAUCGUGUGCCCGACUUGCCUGGGGGAUGGUUGUACAAACACCGCCACUCACACUAGAAUAUGGCAAUAAACCUAAAUAUAUGCCAAAUCAACAUGAACUUUCUGGCAUCCAAAGGGAAUCCAUUACCAGUAGUACAGUCCUUACGUACAUAUGGCCUGUACUCAGAGAACAGGAUGGCGGUAGAGUGAUGUGUAAAGGUAUUUUGACACCGGAGCGAGCAAUCACAAAAAGGGGGACAUCUUUUUGGAAGUAGAUACCCUAUCCAGCUGCAUUAUCUCAUAGCUUG